Salarias fasciatus (jewelled blenny) is the source of this 5400-nucleotide messenger RNA. RefSeq names its product protein mono-ADP-ribosyltransferase PARP14-like. The record is from RefSeq and is a predicted model, not a curated record. Gene Ontology annotation, cellular component: cytoplasm; nucleus. Lineage: Eukaryota; Metazoa; Chordata; Actinopteri; Blenniiformes; Blenniidae. Gene Ontology annotation, molecular function: NAD+ poly-ADP-ribosyltransferase activity; transcription corepressor activity. Gene Ontology annotation, biological process: protein poly-ADP-ribosylation; negative regulation of gene expression.
CUCGCUCGCGACCGGCCGGGCCAGAUUCCGCUGCUGCCGCUGCUGCGCGCGGAGCCCGGUGUCGGAGCUGCGCUCGGUCCGGAGCCAUGGAGGCCGACUUCCCGCACCACGUCCUGUUCGAGUGCGCCGCGCUGAGCGACGAGCUGCGGAGGAAGGUCCAGAGCUACUUCCAGGUCCGCCGCAAGUCCGGCGGCGGGGAGUGCGGCCCGGUGGUCCCGGUGCGGGGACACCUGUACCGGAUCGGCUUCAGGGACAGGGCAGACCAGCAGAGGGUCCUUCAGAAGGAGAGACAUGAGGUGGACGGCGUGGUUCUCACUGUGCGGGACGGAUCUUCGUCCUCCGGCGCCUCGCCAUCGUCAGGCCCGUCUGCCACCCCCGACCGGACCUCAGCAGCCUCACCGCAGGAGCAGAGCCCCACGCCCAAUCCUGCACCAGUUCUGGAAGAACAUGAAGUCCCCCUUGACCGUUACGUCAUUCGUUACUUGAGGGAAAGCCCCAAAGCUCAGAAAGAAGUCCAGGAAAGACUUGCUUCCAUUUCCUGUGUUAUUUUGUCAAUGGCCGAUGAAACGAUUCGAGUCCGUCACGAAGUCCAGCCUGGUGCUGCCGCCGGGGUCAGGGACUGGAAGGCAGGGGUUGCGAAAGUGUUCGACUGCUUCGUGUGCCACUAUGAGGUGGACCCUCGCAAAAUCCAAGCUCUGCUUCAGUCCCGCAGCUCUCGCCCGAGCUCGGACGGGGUGAAGGUGUACAGCGAGGUGGGCGUUGUGGCUGUGGCCGGGGAACGUUCUCAGGUGGCCGCCGAGUUAGACGACCUGGACGACUCGCUUUCCAAACGUAAGUUGUCAGUUGCAAGGCAGAGGCGGACCAGCGUUCGUCGAGUGGGUGAGGCCAAACUUCGCCUCCUCUUUGAAGACAUUAAAACCAGCGCGAAGGAGACAUUUCCAGAGGUGGAGGUCACGCAGGGAGAUGCGGGGCAGCUGGUUUUGUCUGGGAAUGUGGAGGAGAUUGUUAAUGCCGGGGAGCUCAUCUCUGGCAUGGAGGAUUUGGUCUUAGAGAGAACAGUUUCGGACAAGAGUCCACAUUUUUUAGCCUUUCUGAGGAAGGUUUAUGGGGCUCCAGGUGUGUUCGCAAGCAUGCUGUCAGUUAGUAAUGAGGUGGAAUUUGAAAUAGGAGACAUAGAACUGCAUUUGUUCUCUCGGUCUAGGAAUAAACUGGAGGAAACGGUAAAGAAAAUUGACGAAACGUUCAAGGACGUCAAGUUCGACAUUCCAAACUGCUCUGUCGUGCCAACUGAGCUCCUGGAACAGAUUAGGUCCAUGUCGAAUGAGAUGAACCAGGGUUCGUGCCGGGUUGAGGUGGUGGUUGGCUUAGACAGCACUCUGUGGUUACAGGGCCACACCAAAGAGGUUGUCCAGUUAAGUCAGGCUGUCACACAGUUUAUUUUAGACCAGAAAAGCAUAGAAGGAAAGUCCAGUCUUCCCUUUCCAGAGCUUGUACAAGUCUUGCCAGACUUGCUGCAGCAACAUGGCUUUGACUAUUCAGGUGUCACCUUGCAUCCAUUAGCAUCCGCCUCUGGUCCAAUGGUGGCACUGGAGGGUCCGCACGGCAGAGUGACUGAGGUCAAAAAUAGACUGGAUCCAUUUCUGGACACAGUUGUUCAAGAAAGGAUCACAAUCGACCUUCCCGGUGCAGCUCGGUUUUUCAAAAGUCCCUCUGGAAAAGAGAGCUUGGCAAGCAUCGCACGCUCUCAGAAGAGCCUCAUUCAGCUUGAGGACCAGCCUCAAACACAGGCCCGGCAGAGUUCCCAGUCUGCCAAGUACGUCCUGCAGCACGGGAUCGAGGUGCUGGUGAUUCAGGGCGACAUGACCAAACAGUAUGCAGAUGCUCUGGUCAACCCUGCCAAUGAGAAUUUGGAGCAUGGCGGCGGCCUGGCUGCUGCUCUGAGCGCAGCUGGCGGCCCUCAAGUGCAGAUAGAGAGCAGAAACACAGUGGCGCAAGGCGGGAAGAUCCCCGUAGGAAGUGCAGUGAUGACGACGAGUGGAAGCCUGAAAUGCAAGAAGCUGAUACAUGUUGUUGGACCGAUAAACGGACAGGUCGGGGGCCGAGAGAGACCAUUACUGGAAAAAGGUGUCCAGUCUGCUCUUGAUUUAGCAGAAACAAUGAAUUUCAAGUCGAUAGCUAUUCCCUGCAUAAGCUCAGGUCUGUUCGGCAUGCCUCUGCGCGUUUGCUCAGAGGCGAUUGUAACCGCAGUCAAGACGUUUGGAAGUCAGGCAGGGCGAAGUCUGACCAGGAUAAUACUGAUCGACAGCAAAGCAGACGUGGUGUUGGCACUGCUGGACGCUUGUGACAGGCUUCUCAAAGAGGGGGCUGCAAAGGUGGAGAAUGGUGCUGCCGCCCAGGACACAGCGAGACGAGCCUCUGCUAGACUGCCGAGAAAAGAAAUCAGCAUUGAGCCCAUUUAUGGAACCAUUGAGUCCCAACAGGUUGAUGCCCUGGUGUCUCCGCUGGCUGGCCUCAAAAUUACCUCCACCCGUGUUGGAAUCGCUCUGUCCAAUGCGGCCGGACCUCAGCUGAAAACCAGUUUCGAUCAAGCGGUUGCAGCUGCAGGCUCGAAGCCCGGUGACGUGUUUGUGGUGGAGAACCUGACUGCCCUCAAAUGUAAAACCGUGAUCUUCAUCUGGCUGAGCGCCUGGGAUAAUACAGACUCCCCAGCCCAGGUUCUGAGGCAGGGAAUCAGAGAAACUCUGUCUACCUGUGACGGGAGAGGCUUCACCUCAGUGGCUUUUCCCUUACUCGGGACCGGACAGGUCCUGAAUUGUCCUCCCGACGUGGCAUCAAAGAUUCUCCUGGAGGAGAUCCGCGCAUUUGAACAGCAACGAAACAACCAAAAAUUUUUUGCUGUGACAGUGAUCAUUCACCCCAAGAACAAAGACUACUUCAAGGCCUUUAAAGGUGCCUUGGAUGCUGUCCAGUCAGGAGGUGCACGUGUUGCUGCUCCAGUCGCAGGUACCUUUUACCGCUGCACCUCUAAAACUACUGACAAGCUCACGGCCAUGCUGGGUAACGUGGCGCUCCAGAUGCUCCAAGGCGACAUUACUCGCGCGGGAACCGACGUCGUCGUCAACACGACGGACUUCACGAACAAAGGCGCAGGCGUCUGCAAAGCCAUUCUGACGGCGGCGGGGCCGAGCGUGGAGCAAGAGCUAGCAACGCUGGGCAUACCAUCGGACCUCAUUUGCUCCACCGGGCCCGGGUUGCUCGGCUGUAAGGAAAUCAUCCACGCUACCUUUAGGAGCGACACUCAGAUCAUUCGCAAGAACUGCAAGAAGAUCCUGAAGCUGUGCGAGCAAAAAGGCCACCAGUCAGUGGCCUUCCCGGCCGUCAACACCGGACUAGCCGGUAUGGAUGCCUCUAAAGUGUGUAAAGCCAUGCUGGACGGCAUGGCCACAGCCAUCAAGGACUUGAACCCGCAGUCUCUCGCCCUCAUUCGCUUUGUCAUCAUGCAGCCAACCGUCUUCAAGGCGUUUAGAACAGAGCUGGAAAGCCGCUUUGGACAAGAUGCACCGAGUUACACCAGCAUGAGAGAAAAAGCCAAACAAAAGCUCAAGAAGUGGCAAGAGAAGCAACCGGGAACCUUGCCUCCUUCAGUACCACAAGUCCAAACCAUCCUGUCGCUGUCGAAGCCGCCGCGAGCCGUCAUGAGUGUGAUCAGCUGCGGUUCAGACGUCAUUAAGACCGUCAAGGCGGAAUUAGAGAGCGAGCUGCAGAAGCACCAGUUCCAAAGGCAAGUGGACGUGAAGUUUUUCUCCAGGCUUGAUCAGAUGGAGGUGGAAGCCUUGAAAAAAAAAAUCAAAACCUUGGAAGUCAGCCUAGAGCAUAGAAAGUCCCAGGUUGCAAGCUCUGGACCCUACAUGACCAUCGGUCCAGGGUCGGCUGAAGAGAUCUACGUGCUGAAAGGCCUGAAGGAGGACGUCCUCAGUGUGGUUGAGCUGAUUAACAAAUCCAUCCACAAAGUACUCCACAACGACCUCCAGGAUAAAGAGGAAGCCAUUCUGGCCCUCACCGUCCAGUGGUCCAUCAAGGACUCCAAGGGGGCCUGGCAGGAGCUGAGCCUGCACGACAACUACAAGCUGGAGGAGGCUAACAUCACCAAAAAGACGGUGGUGGACGUCAUGGCGCCGACAGGCAUGGCCGUCAGCGUUGACGUGAAGAAGCAGGAAGCCACGGAUUCACAAACGGGCAACAAAUACCAAGUGAAGCGGAUCCAGUCGGAGACAGCCCUGGUGUUGCCUCCGCACUGGGAGCCGAUGAAUGACGAAAUCUUCAAAAAGGUUGAGUUGCAGAAGCAAUCGCAGGAAUACAAGGACAUAGAGCAGGGUUUCAAGAAAACGGCCAACUACGCCAUCCAGAAAAUCGAGCGCGUGCAGAACGUCUACCUGUGGCACGCCUUCAGCGUGUGCAAGGAGCGUAUAAUCAAGAAGAACGGUCUGCAGAACCUGGGCGAGAAGCUGUUGUACCACGGCACAUCGGCCGAGUCCUGCAACUGCAUCGAACGGGACCGGUUUGACAGGAACUACGCCGGAGCGCAUGCUGCUCUGUAUGGAAAGGGAGUUUACUUUGCCGUCAAUGCACAGUACUCUGCCAGUAAGUAUUCUCCAGCGGACAAGGCGGGUCUGAAGCGACUGUACGCCGCACGCGUCUUUACGGGCCGCUUCACGGCCGGGAAGUCCAGCAUGGUGGCCCCGCCCCCCCGAGGAACGGACCCCACGGACUGCUACGACAGUCUGGUGGACAAACUGGUACAGCCCACCAUGUUCGUGGUCUUCCACGACGACCAGGCCUACCCAGAAUACCUCAUCACCUUCAAAUAGAGCCACUUUCUAACGACACAUGCGGUUCUAAAAGCACAGAAAGAUGAAGGUUUUUACUUUCUUCUGGCUUACAGACGUCUAAUCCAAUGAUAAAGUCUUACUGUGCUUUCUCUUCCUUCCUAAUGCUGUUUGAGUUGCUCAUUAAUAAAUGACUUAUACAUUAGUUACACUGACGGUGGAGUUUCUUUCUCUGCGUUGCUUUGCCAGAGAAAAACAAUCAGCGGUGCCAUGUUAAUCCAUUCAUUCAAAUUUGACUCACUGUUAUGUUAUAUGGAAUUGUAUUAUCAUUUUUGAAUUCUUGGAGUUGACGGUGUUGUAUUGAAGAUGCGUUUUAGUAAACAUGACGUGACUAAGAAAAAAAAUACUGAAAACUUACAUUUUACACUAUUUUUUCAGAGCUGAAAUGAAUUUGAAUAAAUUGUCAUUUGACAAACAGGGUUGAGUCUCAGGGAAUUAUUUUCAUUGUAUAACCAAUAAACUGAAUAAGCACAUGGAGUUGAAAUGUUUUUUUUUAAGAAAAUAAAUAAAAUCU